Peniophora sp. CBMAI 1063 is the source of this 1083-nucleotide messenger RNA. The record is from the annotation of a GenBank genome assembly. Lineage: Eukaryota; Fungi; Basidiomycota; Agaricomycetes; Russulales; Peniophoraceae.
AUGACAGACAUUCUCGCGCCCUCUCCGAAACUCGACCAGUUGCCAGCCGAGAUAGUUAUUCUCAUCGUAUACCAAGCUCAGGUUACCUGGCUGCACGAACACUUCGACGCACAAGCUCCUUACGUCGGGGUGAAGCGAUACGAUGCGGCGCGGCCAGCGCCUGCUGCAUCCUCGGGGCCCCAAUCCUGCAAUGGCUUCCGGAACCGACCCGACUGCAUACGCUCAGAGUCCGGCAAAGUUCUACCAUCUCAUCUGCCGUCUCCCGCCCAUAAUGCGUCGCACGUCUCGAAAAAGCUGCGCUAUGUCCUACUUGCCAACGGUUCCAAGAUCUGGAGCCUGGACAACACGUUGUAUGCGGCGAUCGCCAGGCACUCUGGGGAACAAGUUACAACGACACACGGAGUACGGACCGUCGAAUACGGGACUCGCAACUUGAUAGCAUUGGACGUUUGCAACUGCAUCCUCCACGGUGUCCGCUCCUUCUACCCUUCUCUCGAGCGCGUUAAAAUCAGGCUUCUCGAUCGGACGUUGACGUCCGAGCUGCGACGAUUCCUUAUCAAUAACCCAGGGCGUGCAGAUAGCCACCUGCGCGAGAUUGACGUGGAGUCUGUGGAUCCAGACCCGCAUCGCGUUGAGCUAGGAGAAUGGCAUAGAAUGGCAGCCGUCGAGAGCGAUGGGCUGCGUUCCGGUCGCUUUUACCGCACCGACAUCUUUUACUACUCGAAGACUAUGACCGCCCUAUGUCUUCAAUUCGGUCCGAAUUACCACAGGGUGUUUUUUGGGGAGUCGUUAGCAAUCGGUCUCAGGAUAUGCGCGGCCACGCUUGAAUUUUUGACGAUCGACAUUGCUGGAGGCUUCGCCGCAGACCUCGAAGGGGGCGAGACCGUCACGUUUCCCAGGCUUCGCCACUUCCGCCUUUGCACGGAUCCUGGCUACGCUAUGAUCCUGCUCUGCUGGAUGCUUUUGUCGCAUGCUCUUGAUCUGCACCUUGAGCUGGUUGAGUCCUGGAGGGCGGCCUUCGUGACAAAACACCGCGGGAUAUUGUUGCGGCGCAAUGCCCAAGACAAACACAACCACGCGUAA